AUGCAUGCCGUUGUCCUGUGCGUCAUCUCAAAACGGCUCACAAACGAUAGAGGGCUGCCAUUGACAUCCCAACACUCUAGAAAUUUGUUGAUGCCAGAUCUGUGUGGCACAUCCAGGUUAGGCCCCAAGCUAAGGUGUGGCAAGAUGAUAGCGGCCACCGACAAACUGGUGUGGGAGAAGCUGAUGGAAGCUUCAAGUCGUGCUAGCUAUAGCGGGCGAAGUAGAAGCGACCCAGAUACCCUCGCCUUGCUGGGGAGAUCGAACAACGUGGAAGAAAUUCGAGUAUUUCUUCGGGUUUCCACGAGCGCGUGUGCGGUCGGGAAAUUUCCGAACUUUCGACGAGCUUCGAUGGAAUCGAACGACCUCGAGCGAACGCGCGCGCACUGUCUCUCUUCCUUCUUCCUUUCCCCUCACCACCGCACCAGACCACUCUGCACACACCUCGCAUCCCACGCUCGACACAGUAAGUCCAGCUCACCUCUGCCUUUACCUCAUCUGCCCUGUUCCCUUCCCAUCCUACUUUGCCGCACUUCCCGCCAUCAAUCAAGGCUCGCUGCCAUUGACCCCUUUAGCGAGGUCGCUCGUACGUCGGACGUAGCUGACGUGUGCUUCUCGCACCGUUUGCACACACUUUACAGACACAAAACCACCCUCAAACCAACUCUUGUCGAACAAACAUGUCCUUGUCGCUCUUCCCUCGCCUCACCCACACGGACGACGACUUCGGCCUCACCCCCUUCCACUUGUUCAGCCUGCGACCCAGCGGCCAAAACUCGGGUGCGGUUCGCGACCAAAGUGAACUCGCAUUUUCGCCUCGCGUCGACGUUAUCGAAAAGGAUGGAAAAGCCGAAGCCACGUUCGAACUCGCCGGCCUCACCAAAGAUCAAGUCAAGAUCAUGCUCGACCGUGGUCUGCUCACCGUCUCCGGCACGGUCCAGUCUGAGGACAAGAGGGAGGAGGGAACCUGGCGCGUACACGAACGUCGCACGGGCUCGUUUGAGAGAAGCAUCCGCGUUAACACGUCGCUGAAGGCAGAAGACAUCCACGCGAGCAUGGAAAACGGCAUUCUCAAGGUCGAGUUCCCUCUCGAAACGAAGGAGACCAAGGCGAAGGCAAUCAAGAUCUCGUGA
Microbotryum saponariae is the source of this 1130-nucleotide messenger RNA. The record is from the annotation of a GenBank genome assembly. Lineage: Eukaryota; Fungi; Basidiomycota; Microbotryomycetes; Microbotryales; Microbotryaceae.